This is a messenger RNA of Amaranthus tricolor (Joseph's coat), 2176 nucleotides long. Its product is annotated as splicing factor U2af large subunit B-like. Gene Ontology annotation, biological process: mRNA processing. Gene Ontology annotation, molecular function: pre-mRNA 3'-splice site binding; poly-pyrimidine tract binding. The coding region runs from base 207 to 1916 and encodes 569 amino acids. The transcript has 14 exons. NCBI's taxonomy places the organism in Eukaryota, Viridiplantae, Streptophyta, Magnoliopsida, Caryophyllales, Amaranthaceae. The record is from RefSeq and is a predicted model, not a curated record. Gene Ontology annotation, cellular component: U2AF complex; U2-type prespliceosome; nuclear speck.
UACUUAGAUUACAUAUUACAUAUCCGUAAUAACUAUACUAAUAAGGGUAGAAGGUGAAAAGUUGAGAACCGAGAAACGCCAGAACGAAAUAAAGUCUAAGGACUAAACAAUACAAAUUUCAUUCGGAAGAACCCUAAUUCCUUCUUUUGCUCUCCAUUGCUGCUUUUUGCAAUCUUCUUCUCUCAUCUCAUUCAUACAGCUGAAAGAUGUCGGAUUAUCAGGAAGAUCCUGAUAGAAAUGGUUCUUCUCAACAACCUCAAGAUCCUGACCAUGGUGGCCUUGGUGAACUCAAUGACUUGAAAUCUCAGGAUGGUUCUCAUGAUCGUGCAAGGGAAUCUUCAAGAAGUAGAGAAAGGGACCGGGAGAAGGGUCGGGAACGAGAUAAGGACAGGGAUAAGGAAAGGGACCGUGAUAGGGAUAGGCAUAGGGAUAGAGACAGGGAUAGGGAACGAGACAGAGACAAAGAGAGAUCUCGUGAUAGAGAUCGAGAUCAUGAUCGUCAUAGAGAUAGGCAUAAGGAUAGGAUUGACAAAGGUGACCGCCACCGAGAUAGAGAGGAUGAUGAUGAUUAUUACAGAAGUAGAGAUCGUGAUAGGCGGAGAGAUUACGAUCGUGGUAGAGAUGAGAGACGUAGACACCGUUCUCGUUCAAGGGGAAGAUCAGAGCAUAGGUCAAGGUCUCGAUCGCGUUCUCGUUCUAAGAGCAAAAGGAUAAGUGGGUUUGACAUGGCACCUCCAACUUCUGCAAUGUUAACCACAGCUGCAGCCUUUACGGGCCAAAUGCCUGGAACAGCUCCAACAAUCCCUGGAAUGUUCCCAAACAUGUUACAGCUGACUCCUGGACAGCCAUUAGGAUCUCUUCCUGUUAUGCCUAUGCAGGCAAUGACUCAGCAGGCUACUCGGCAUGCUCGCCGAGUAUAUGUUGGCGGGCUACCUCCAACAGCAAACGAACAGUCGGUGGCAACCUUUUUUAGCCAUGUUAUGGCUGCAAUUGGGGGAAAUACUGCCGGACCAGGUGAUGCUGUUGUCAAUGUUUAUAUAAAUCAUGAAAAGAAGUUUGCUUUUGUGGAGAUGAGGUCUGUGGAGGAAGCUAGCAAUGCCAUGGCAUUGGAUGGCAUCAUAUUUGAGGGUACAGCAUGUAAGGUGCGAAGGCCUAGUGACUAUAAUCCGUCUCUUGCUGCAACUCUCGGUCCCAGUCAACCCAAUCCAAAUCUGAACCUUGCAGCUGUUGGACUAACACCAGGGACGGCUGGUGGACUCGAGGGCCCUGAUCGUAUUUUUGUGGGUGGACUACCAUACUACUUAACUGAAGUGCAGAUUCGGGAGUUGCUAGAAUCUUUUGGGGCCCUCAGAGGUUUUGAUCUCGUGAAGGACAGAGAAACUGGGAACUCCAAGGGCUAUGCAUUUUGUGUUUACAAUGAUCCCUCGGUCACUGAUGUUGCUUGUGCAGCUCUGAAUGGAAUUAAGAUGGGUGAUAAAACACUCACGGUUAGACGUGCUAGUCAAGGAGCUGUUCAACCCAAGCCUGAGCAAGAGAUUGUUUUGCAGCAUGCACAACAACAGAUAAUGUUGCAGAAGAUGAUGUUUCAACCUGGAGCACUUCCCACGAAAGUUGUUUGCUUAACUGAAGUUGUUACUGCGGAUGAUCUUAGAGAUGACGAUGAGUAUCAAGAUAUAAUGAUUGAUAUGAAAGAAGAGGGUGAAAAGUUUGGUUCUUUGGUGAGGGUUGUCAUACCAAGACCAGGAUCAAACGGUGAACUCGGACCUGGAGUCGGAAAGGUCUUUUUGGAAUAUGCCGACACAGAGAGUUCCUCCAGAGCGCGAGCAGGAAUGAAUGGAAGGAAAUUUGGCGGAAACCAAGUAGUGGCAGUGUUUUAUCCUGAAAAUAAAUUUGCUGAAUGUGAUUAUGAUGGAUAAAAUAGUACCAAUUAUUUUCUUCUUCAUUUUUCAUUUUUCAUUUUUCAUCUUUCUCUUUAGAGCGGAGAACAUUAGAAAGUAGUGACAUGUAGGUCGGAAAAUAGAUUAAAAAAACUUCGUUUGCUUUUACAUUUAUCAGUUUGUAUCGUUAUGUGCUUGCUUGUUGGGUAUUAACUAAAAUUCAAAUCUGGGUCUUGUAGUUUUUCAGUACAAAUAGUACCCUAUCAUUUUGUAUUGUCAUUACUUUAAUUUUUAUGGUU